This is a messenger RNA of Prunus armeniaca (apricot), 783 nucleotides long. Lineage: Eukaryota; Viridiplantae; Streptophyta; Magnoliopsida; Rosales; Rosaceae. The record is from the annotation of a GenBank genome assembly.
AUGCCGCGGUGCAAGUGCUUGCCUGUGAACGCUCCCACGUGGGGUCAAUCUCACACGUGCUUCACCGACUUCCCCACUCCCACUGUCUCUCUCACCCGCAAGCUAGGAGCUGAGUUUGUCGGAACCUUCAUCCUCAUGUUUGCAGCAAGUGCCGGACCAAUUGUGAACCAAAAGUACAACGGCGCAGAGACACUGAUUGGCAAUGCGGCAUGUGCUGGACUUGGGGUGAUGAUCGUGAUCUUGUCCACGGGCCAUAUCUCUGGUGCGCAUCUAAACCCAUCUCUCACCAUUGCCUUUGCUGCCCUGCGUCACUUCCCGUGGGUUCAAGUCCCUGCCUACAUUGCUGCUCAGGUUUCAGGCUCCAUUUGUGCCUCAUUUGCUCUCAAAGGAGCUUUCCAUCCGUACAUGUCGGGCGGCACCACGGUGCCUACUGUGAGCACUGGCCAGGCCUUUGCACUUGAGUUCAUCAUCACUUUCAAUCUCCUGUUUGUUGUCACUGCUGUUGCCACUGAUACCCGCGCUUUGGGAGAGUUGGCUGGUUUAGCAGUUGGAGCUACUGUCAUGCUGAAUAUUCUUAUUGCAGGGCCGUCGAGUGGUGGUUCAAUGAACCCUGUCCGCACCCUAGGCCCGGCUGUGGCCGCCGGAAACUACACCAAAUUGUGGAUAUACCUGGUGGCUCCCACCCUUGGAGCCCUUGCCGGGGCAGGUACCUACACGGCAGUGAAGCUCCGUGAAGAUGAGGUGGACGAGCCUGUGCGCGAGGCCAGGAGCUUCCGUCGCUAG